Eremothecium cymbalariae DBVPG#7215 is the source of this 2163-nucleotide messenger RNA. RefSeq names its product Dur3p (gene DUR3). Bases 1 to 2163 code for a protein of 720 amino acids. Gene Ontology annotation, cellular component: plasma membrane. Gene Ontology annotation, molecular function: putrescine transmembrane transporter activity; spermidine transmembrane transporter activity; urea transmembrane transporter activity. The transcript has a single exon. The record is from RefSeq and is a predicted model, not a curated record. Gene Ontology annotation, biological process: urea transmembrane transport; spermidine transport; putrescine transport. Lineage: Eukaryota; Fungi; Ascomycota; Saccharomycetes; Saccharomycetales; Saccharomycetaceae.
AUGACAUCAGGUAUUGAGCCACCGUUACCCCAGAGUGCUGGGUAUGGAGUCGUAGUAGGAGUAGGGUCAGCAUUUGCUGCUGGUAUGGUGCUGACGACAUACAUUUUAAAACGUUAUCAGAAAGAAAUUAUUACAGCGGAGGAGUUUGCGACGGCAGGCAGGACGGUGAAGACAGGGUUGAUAGCAUCUGCUGUAGUGAGUAGUUGGACGUGGGCCGCGACGUUGCUGCAAUCUACUGCAAUGGCAUAUAAGGUUGGAGUAAGUGGGCCAUUUUAUUAUGCGGGUGGUGCAUGUGUUCAAAUUAUUGUGUUUUCAACUCUAGCUAUCAAGUGUAAGCAGAAGGCGCCGAAUGCUCACACAUUUUUGGAAAUUAUCAGGUCAAGAUAUGGAACUGUUGCACAUGUGGUGCAUAUGGGAUAUGCGUUGGUGACCAAUGUGUUGGUUACUUCUAUGCUUUUGACAGGUGGGUCGGCUGUUUUAUCAGACUUAACUGGAAUGAAUACCGUUGCUUCAUGCUUCUUACUGCCGUUAGGAGUUAUUGUGUAUACGUUGUUUGGGGGUAUAAAGGCAACUUUUCUGACUGAUUAUGUGCAUACCAUUAUCAUAAUUGUUAUCGUUUUAACGUUUGCGUUUACUGUGUAUGGAACUAGUGAUCUUUUAGGCUCUCCUGCUAUAGUGUACGAUCUUUUGCAGGCAGCUGCAGAACGUCAUCCAGUGGAAGGCAACGCUGGUGGUCAAUACUUGACGAUGAAAUCAGAAUCCGGUAUUAUAUUCUUUAUUAUCAGCUUGGUAGGCAACUUUGGAACUAUUUUUCUUGACAAUGGUUAUUUCACUAAGGCAUUUUCAUCCUCACCAGCGGCUGCAUUGCCUGGAUAUAUUUUAGGAGGUAUCUCAUGGUUUGCAAUUCCUUGUUUGGUUGCUACGGCAAUGGGUUUGGCUUGUUUGGCUCUAGAGAGUCAUCCAUCAUUUCCAACCUAUCCUGAUAGGCUUUCCCCUGACCAGGUUAGCGCUGGUUUAGUGCUUCCCUCAGUGGCUGUUACGUUGCUUGGUAAAGGAGGUGCUAUGGCGACCCUUACAAUGGUAUUUAUGGCAGUAACUUCAGCAAUGUCCGCAGAAUUGAUAGCUGUGUCGACCAUCUUUACCUAUGAUAUCUACAGAGGAUAUGUUAACCCAAAGGCGUCAGGUAGGAAACUAAUAUUUGCUGCACAUGCCGCAUGCGUUGUAUUUGGUUUUCUGAUGAGCGCUCUUUCUGUUGGGUUAUAUUAUGCAGGAAUUUCUUUAGGAUAUCUUUAUGAGUUGAUGGGUAUCAUUAUUUCAGCCGCUGUGGUACCGUCUGCUUUAACGCUGUUCUGGAAAGACCAAAACCUAAUGGCUGUCAUUAUCUCACCAAUUCUGGGAACCAUCUUGGCCAUUAUUUCGUGGCUAGUAUGUGCCAAGUCUUUGUACAAUGAAAUCACUGUAGAAACAACUUACAAAGACUAUCCAAUGUUGGCAGGAAACAUCGUGGCCCUUCUUUCACCUGUUAUUUUCAUUCCUAUUCUCACCUAUUUAUUUAAGCCUCAGAAUUUUGAUUGGGAACGGAUGAAGACUGACAUAACUCGCGUGGAUGAGGAGGAAGAGAAAAUGGAGGUGGAAAAUAUGAUGGAUUCUGUUGCGGGAAUAGAUGAUGUACUUGAAGGUAAUAGCUCAAAUUGCGAGAAAUGUGUUGAUGACGUAAGGUCAGUAAAAUCAGUUAUCUCAGCAGCUAAGGAAAUUGUACCCGAUGAGUUAUUAGAGAAAUAUCAAACGGACGAAGAGAAACUUCUGGCAAGGUCCGCUAGAAUCGCUUCAUACUUAUCUCUGGUGUUUGUCUUUAUUUUCUUGAUUCUAUGGCCAAUGCCGAUGUAUGGCUCAAGUUAUAUCUUUUCGAAGAAAUUCUUCGCUGGUUGGGUAUACGUGUUGAUCAUAUGGAUAUUCUUCACUGCUAUUAGCGUUUGUAUUUAUCCAUUAUUGGAAGGUCGUAAAGCAAUAUUCCUUACAAUUCGUGGCAUCUAUUGGGAUCUGAGUGGGCAAACUUAUAAGUUACGAGAAUGGCAAGACGAACAUCCGGAACAACUCCACGUUGUCCUAUCACAGGCUAGUACUAGAAUUCAACUAAAGAGAUCAUAUAAUAGUUUAACUUAA